Arabidopsis arenosa is the source of this 3020-nucleotide messenger RNA. The record is from the annotation of a GenBank genome assembly. Lineage: Eukaryota; Viridiplantae; Streptophyta; Magnoliopsida; Brassicales; Brassicaceae.
AUUUAUUUUAGUUUGUCGUCCAACGGAAACGUAUCCACUGUUCGCUUCUUCUUCUGAUCAUCCUCCGUAGCUCAACCAUGGAGUCAAUCCACUGCAAUAGUUUAGUAAACCCUAAUUUCUCCUUAAAUCAGCGUCAUCGGAGAAUAAAUCGCGCUGUUCUUGAUCGGAGAGAUGCUCUUUUGCGAAAUCUCAACGCCGUGGAGUUGCGGCGGAGCAGGACGUUCUCGACUGUACGGACUUCUAAUUUUUCAGUUACUGCGGCGGCGACGGAUGUUGGUGGUCGGAAUUCGACGGAUGCUUCGGUAAUGACAACGGCGAUGAGCGGGGUGGAGAGAGGUAUGCGAGUAGGGAAAUCAAGCUCCGCGCUUGAGCAGCUUGAUAUCGAGCGAGGCGUUUGCGUUCCAUUCCGAAAGUAUUCUCCGGAGACUGUGAGGAGUAAAGUGCUGGAAUCAAGAGGAGCAGUAGUCUCUCUAGUUUCAAGGGGUGUGGAGAUUGUUUGGACUCUUGGGUUGUAUUGGUCUACCUUAAUGUAUGAUUUUCUUGUUGGAAGGGACGAGGAAGUUGUCCCCUUUCGUGCUCGCCAGCUUCGGAACCUGUUGUGCAACUUGGGGCCUUCAUUUAUCAAAGCUGGACAAGUUCUGGCAAAUAGGCCUGAUAUCAUCCGUGAAGACUACAUGAACGAGCUCUGCAUUCUCCAAGAUGAUGUUCCUCCAUUCCCCAACGAGGUUGCUUUCAAUAUCAUUGAGGAAGAGUUAGGCCAACCUCUUGAGGCCAUAUUUAGCAAGAUUUCUUCAGAAACAAUAGCAGCUGCAAGCUUGGGACAAGUUUAUCGAGCUACUCUACGUGCCACUGGAGAGGAUGUUGCUAUCAAGGUGCAGAGACCACAAAUAGAGCCCAUAAUUUACCGGGAUCUCUUUCUUUUCCGAACCCUCGCCUCAUUCUUAAAUGGCUUCAGUCUACAGAAACUGGGUUGCAACGCAGAGCUAAUAGUUGAUGAAUUUGGAGAAAAGCUUCUGGAGGAGCUUGACUAUACCUUGGAAGCCAGAAACAUUGAAGACUUUCUGGAGAACUUCAAAGAUGACCCCACAGUCAAAAUUCCUGGAGUAUACAAGAAUCUUUGUGGUCCGCGGGUUCUGGUAAUGGAGUGGAUUGAUGGUAUUCGGUGCACUGACCCACAGGCCAUCAAGGAUGCGGGGAUUGAUUUAAAUGGAUUCUUGACUGUUGGCGUAAGUGCUGCUUUAAGGCAGCUGUUAGAAUUUGGAUUGUUCCAUGGAGAUCCACAUCCUGGAAAUAUCUUUGCAAUGCAAGAUGGGCGUAUUGCUUAUGUGGACUUCGGUAAUGUUGCUGUACUGAGUCAGCAAAACAAGCAAAUUUUGAUUGAUGCUGUUGUUCAUGCGGUUAAUGAGGACUAUGGGGAGAUGGCAAAUGAUUUCACUAGGCUUGGGUUCUUGGCCAAGGAUACUGAUGUUUCUCCUAUCGUUCCAGCUUUAGAAGCCAUAUGGCAGAACUCGGCAGGGAAAGGACUUGCAGAUUUCAAUUUCCGUAGUGUUACAGGCCAAUUUAACAAGCUUGUGUACGACUUUCCCAUCCGUAUCCCGGAGCGGUUCUCUCUUGUUAUUCGUUCUCUGCUUACUCAGGAGGGUAUAUGUUUCACGCUGAAGCCUGAUUUUAAAUUUCUAGAGGUUGCUUAUCCAUAUGUAGCAAAACGGCUCCUAACGGAUCCAAAUCCUGCACUUCGGGAACGCUUGAUACAGGUUCUAUUCAAAGAUGGUGUUUUCCAAUGGAAAAGGCUGGAAAACCUUUUAUCACUUGCAAAGGAAAACGUUGCCAAAAUGAGUAGCAAUCCUAAUCUACGAGUAAAGCGUGUGGAGAGUAAGCUUGACUUGACAGAUACCAUUAAGGACGGAGCUCGUCUUUUCCUCCUUGACGAAGGCAUCCGCAGGAAACUUAUUCUUGCACUCACAGAGGACUCGAAGCUUCACGUAGAAGAGCUUGUGGACGUAUACAGAUUGGUUGAAGACGAAGUAGAUAUUCCCACACUGGCCAUGGAAGUUGUGCGAGAUUUACCGAAUGUUUUCCGAGAUUUUGUGUUGUCAUGGAGCAACUCGCCCUCUUCUUUUUCUUCAUCUUCUAUCUCUUCCUCAGUAACAUCAGCUGACACAGAAGAUGGUUUAGCUGUCUGGGAGAACAAUCGGAACGCCAUCGUCAACACCUACCAGCGUCGAUCUGCGAUUCCCGAUAGAAGUCAAGUGCUUAAGGGAUGCAUCGGGAAGCCGCUGAAGAAAGGAUCUUCUUCUGUAUCUAAAAAUCUCAAGAGGAAGCGCAAUUAUACGCAAUUCCACUUAGAGUUGGGCCAAUCUGAUUUUCUUCUCAGACAUUGCGCACAAUGUGGAGCUAAGUAUGCUCCUGGAGAUGAAUUAGAUGAGAAAAACCAUCAAAGUUUUCACAAGGACUAUAUGUAUGGAAUCCCUUUUAAGGGUUGGCAGAACGAGAAAGCGUUCACAACGCCUUUGUUCAACAAGAACCGCAUCAUUAUGGUAUCAGAAACUGAUUCCCCUGCACACAGAAACAAGGUGCAAGAGGUUGUGAAAAUGAUGGAGGUUGAGUUAGGUGAGGAUUGGAUUCUUCACCAACAUUGUAAGGUUUAUCUAUUCAUAUCCUCUCAGAGGAUCUCCGGAUGUCUUGUUGCAGAACCAAUUAAGGAAGCAUUUAAGCUCAUAGCUUCUCCUGAUGAUGAAAGACAGUUACAAAAAGAGAGCACCUCCUCGCCUUCAACCUCCAUUCAGUUUGGAAACAUUGUGUUUCAAAGAGAAGUAUCUAAAAGAUGUCGAGCAUCAGAUGAUAGAUUAGAAUGCGGAGCAAUAGUAUGCGAGGAAGAAGCUAAACCGGCUGUUUGUGGGAUUAGAGCGAUUUGGGUCUCACCUUCUAACAGAAGAAAAGGCAUAGCCACAUGGUUACUCGAUACCACGAGGUAAAGAACCUAAAACCAUUGUCGUGGUGAAUAAACAUUCAUACAUUAU